AGGAGAUGCCCCGUCUGGUCGGAGUUGGCUUCAGCGAUGGGAACUUAAGUUAGACAAGACGGUUGGGCUGGUGUACCCGUGCCCCUGGUCCCAGUUUACGCCCAAGGAAAUGACGUCUCUGAAGGGCCACAAUCUAAGGAGUCAAAUGUAAACACUGCCCAGAAGGCCAUGUGGUUUCUACUUAAAUUGGCUGAUAUCCAGUGUUAGCUUGAGGGAUAGCAGCCAUGCUAAACGCUCUGCUAAGCUGCUAUCGCUAUUUCUAGUUGAAAGAAUUCUCACGCAGAGGAAUUGAGGUCAACUUCCAUCAUCCAAUUUCACAAAAUGAUCUUUGUUCAAAGCUGUUUGUUUUUGCCAAAGAGCCAGCCAAGUCAGGUUUUGGCAAAAAAACAUUUAUGAGAUUGAAUGAAACAUUCCAUGUUACAACUUCUAAACGUCAAGUACGCACAACUAUCAAUACCAUGUUUUCUUUCAUAAUUUAUGCUGUUUUAUGUCACUUGUCAUGUGCAUAUGAAUAACUAACAAUAUUUUUGUAUGAAGUGACUUAAUAUAAAUUUGACUUAACUUAUGUAGUCCUACCUUGCAACAUACUCAAACAGGGAGUACAAAGAGACAGAUUUCCAUUAGAUUAAAAACCUACAAAUAAUUAUAAAAGAUAUAUCUUUGGUGAUAAGCCACCUCUUGGUUUCAAAUCAUUUUAAGUGACUCUGAUUAAGUGAUUGCUUUUCAUUGUUGACAUUACCCACCCACUAGUAUUAAGUAACUCUCUUAUAUGUAGGCCUACUUAGAAUAUUUCAUGGCACUUUGUCAAAGACAAUACUGUUUGAUAAAGAAACACCCAUUUCUGUAGUUAAGUGACUAGAGGCACCUAUGGUUGGCAUCUAUUUCUUGAAACAUCUUAACUUUAUAAUUCCAGCUCUUGGGCCACCAGACUCAAUUAACACGUAUAUCCGUUUCAAUGUGCAGAAUGAUUCAAAAACAUUAGUAAAACCGAAAAUGGUAUAAGGCAUUUAUUUUAUGCUUGAUUUCCUUCUAAAUUCGCCUGAAAGAAAUAUGUAUUUUCUUGAUCUUGAUUUGUCUCAACACGUGCUUGUUUCACUGGAUCAUUUUUCUAAUUACAUAUAUUUUCUAUUAGUUUGUUUUCAUCAGAGAGCAUGUCCUACUUUUAUCGUUAAAAACCCUGUUACUGUCGAAUUGCUUUUCUUCUAAAUCCACUGGCAAAUGCCCAAACAGUUACCUCAACUUAUGAAGAAGUCCGACACGCGGAUGGUUCAGCAGUGGAUUCAGUCGGCAUUUGAGUUUAGGGGCCUGUUAGAAAAAUGUCCCGAAAAACAACUCGUUGAAUAUACUCACAUGCAAUUGUAUUGUUUUAACGUGUUGAUGUACUUUACCCACUGGAUACAUGCGUGCAAUAAAAUAAAGAACAUUUCGAGAAAUUGGUCUUAAGACGAGGCAACCAACAGAGGACUGAAAUAAUUGUGCCAAAUGAUUGUGCAACUUCAAACGUUUGUGUGAGAUGUGAAGAGAUGUAGCGCCGUUAUGCCCUUACCUUGGGGAACCAGAGCUGCUCUAUUAACCACUCAUUUAUUCGACAGCCGCGGACGCAAUUAAAGUAAACGAAUAGCACCUGGGUGACCUAUAGUCCCAAACACCAAAAGAGAAAUGGCAGUUGUCGCUAUUUUCAAAUUAGUAAUCUAGUGUAACUCAAUUUAGGCCUACUUGUAACCCAAACAACUGAUAAUCAGAUAUUGUGAUCUAGGGCUCAGUUGUUCAUCAAAGGUGAUCGAACGAUCUGGGGAUCAAAAACACAAGACGAACAUGAGCACAACGGUAGAUCUACAGUCUGUGUCUACCCAAAACAAUAACAAGACUAAUGACACAACGGAUCCUGAGGACCAAUCAGCCACCCAACCCAUAAUCCUUCAAUUCCUUCAAGAGGCCUCCAAACUCGCUGCCCCAAGCCACAGAAAUCUAGGUGGCUCAACCUUUGGCCCGGUUAGCAGCGACCGAAAGGAUGCUCACCCUUCCAAUAAUUGUUUGGACGCAUAUCCUCAACACAGCUGGGCCCAAACGUUUUCCUAUGAUGGGGAAGAGAACAGUGGCAUGUAUAUGAUUACAACUCACAUUGGGCCCGACCUGCAGGGCAGCAACCCCUGGGAGGUGAUGAGCCUGAUCAAUCUGCAGUGUGAGAAGCUUCUACACCACAGAGGGCAAGGAGAAUCAGACUGCACUUCGACCUCUUUCUCUUCCACUUAUUCGAAUUCCAUAGCUUACCCAUCUCCCUCGGAGUCUGACGAAUCGUUGCGAGGGCAGGGGAUUCUGGAAUGUUCCUCUCAUGCUGAUGUUCAACAUGAGGACCUUCUGUUUUUCACCAGCAGAGGAGGCGAGAGCUCUUGUGACACCCCCCCUAUGGACUGUGACCUGGGUGAAAGUUCCAGCGAGAGCCUUGAUAAAUUUCCACUGCAGCUGUGUACGACAAACGCAAACAUGAGCAUCCUCACUGAAACUCAGCCCUAUAACGGCAGGCCGCUUCCUGUGGAUGAAAACAAUAGCUUGCAUCCCCAGCCUGCCCACAAAGCUUCAAUGGAGGUCAAGUUGAGUGUCGCCACAGGGUCAGAAGGGGAUAUGUCAGGGUCCGAGGAGAGGUCUGCUGAGUUGGGUCCCCGAAGCGGGACCUCUGAGGCUUGGCCACAAACGCAUCUCUCGCUAACAACUGAUGAUGCUUGCGGAUAUAUGGCCGAACAGCCAGCCUAUGAAUCAGACAAGGUGGUUUGUUUAGGACACAAAUAUUUCAAUGCAGUGGAUCUAUUGACCACUGACACCACUGUGGCUCUCGACGUCAAGUCCAACCUUCUUUUAACCUUUGACCCUCUGGAUAAUGCCGGCAUAUGCACUUCGAUGCCCAAACCCCCUGUAUGGGCCGUUUUAAGAAAUGAAGAACUGUCCCAGAACAAAAGCCAAACAAUUGGCAAAACCCCGGUGACAGAAUGUAUAAAAUACCAUCUGGAUCAAAAUGCAAAGCAGCCCUCGAUUACCCAGCAGUCGUAUUUUACCUGGACGAGAGACUCUGAAUCUACAGACCCUCAACAGUGUAUAACUUCAUCUAAAGCAGCGGAGGACUUCCAUACCCCUGCAGGCUCCCAAAAGUGUACCAGCAUGGCGUCCGUAUGCAGGGCUAAUACACGCAGGAAACAGCCCCACCCCAACCGGAGCGCCGACGCCACAGACCCCGACUUCCAGGGUGUGAUGUUCCGCAUGCAGGGCGAGCUCGACCACAGUAGGGGGCAGUGUCGACUACUGGUCUUCUCCAAGUACAGGAUUUCCUCAUCACACAGAAGAAAACCAAGGCGGCGGACACGGCCGUCCCAGAGCUCCCUCAGGAGCAGCAGCUCAGAGGAGGACCUGGACCUGUCAACCAGCAGUUCCAAGAGCAAGGAGUGUGCGUCCUGCUGCACCAAGAAGACCCCAAUGUGGAGGGACGCGGAGGACGGGACUCCGCUCUGCAACGCCUGUGGCAUAAGGUAUAAGAAGUACAGAGUGCGAUGCGUCAACUGCUGGCACAUUCCUAGAAAAGAGGGCAACACCCACUCACGCUGCCUCAAGUGUGGAAACUCUGUACUGCAAACCUCAGCUCUGCAUAAACACCAUGCCUGCUAGGGCAUACACUGGGAAGUGGGCAAACAGGUGCCACACACACACACACACACACACACACACACACACACACACACACACACACACACACACACACACACACACACACACACACACACACACACACACACACACACACACACACACACACACACACACACACACACACACACACACACACACACACACUAUGUUUAUAUACAAUUAAAAUGCCUGGCUACAAAUAGUGAGAAUGGGAUGAGCGGUACAUCCUGCACACUUAAAGGCUUACUACUGGGAAGGAUUUAAUUGUAGGGAAUUGUAACCAUUUGCCUUUUAGACACACAAUAACAACGAUCCGGUACGAAUGGUUAUGUGUGUAUCGCAUCUAUUCAGAUCAGUUCAUCUUUUUUUCAUGCACAUGGUAUAAAGAGUUUCAUACAACUGUUUACCCCUUUAUGAACAUUUGUUUACAAAACAAGACCUACAUUUAAUGUACAUGCUUGUCUACUGUAUUUUCAAUACAUGAUUGGUCUUAUAUGUGCAAACUAAUUGCUUUCAAUGGUACACGUUGUUGUUGCUGUUUUGAAAUAAUAUUUAUUUGUUGUUCUGUUUUUUUUAUAUACGUUUUUAUAUAUUAUUCUUUGGCUAAGAGGUGCACUUUUCUUGCUUAAUUCUAAACUAUUUAAAAAAGUUCUGCAAAAGUGUGCAUUAAAAUCUGUGAUGAAAAAGGCUGCUUCUACCUUCUCAAUUGUUUGGAAUAUUAUAAAAAAUCUUGUUUUGUCAGCAUAUGAGCUGCUUCUUCGGAUGAAAAGUUUCCCCCUAAAGUUGCAUUGUAAACGUCUUUAUUGUAAACGGGAGAAUUAUCCUCUUGAAUAAAGCCUUCUCCAGAGACACUGCACCCGUAGCCUGUGUGCUCCCCGACAAUAAUACGCAGAGCUCCAAUGAAGAAUAUGCAUUUUAACAGAAUUGCGUGAAAUAAAAUGUGUGGCAGUAUCCUUUGCUGUGUAAGGCAUAAGAGGAUAUAAUGAUUUGUUGGCUGUAUUUUAGGAGGACUUUAUUUAAACAGUGGGGCAGGUUUUUACCAGUUGUAUUUGUUUGAGAGUCACAGACCACCCAGUAAACGAGAGCCAUAAUGGACCAAUGAGCAGAGCCCAGCCGCCUCCAUAAGGGCACACUUAAUGGAUAUUUUCCUAUUGGCUUUGUAAUUGAAUUAAUGUCAAUAAAAAUGAAAGAUUGCGAUCUCCAUAGCUUUUAAAGGGUCCGAUUUAA
Messenger RNA from Gadus chalcogrammus (walleye pollock), 4902 nucleotides. It is a transcript of the gene fdx2, whose product is annotated as ferredoxin 2. Gene Ontology annotation, molecular function: sequence-specific DNA binding; zinc ion binding; 2 iron, 2 sulfur cluster binding. Gene Ontology annotation, cellular component: mitochondrion; nucleus. NCBI's taxonomy places the organism in Eukaryota, Metazoa, Chordata, Actinopteri, Gadiformes, Gadidae. The record is from RefSeq and is a predicted model, not a curated record. Gene Ontology annotation, biological process: oocyte development; positive regulation of oxidoreductase activity; regulation of transcription by RNA polymerase II. The transcript is spliced from 7 exons. The coding region runs from base 1816 to 3654 and encodes 612 amino acids.